This is a messenger RNA of Crotalus tigris (Tiger rattlesnake), 11477 nucleotides long. RefSeq names its product mucin 6, oligomeric mucus/gel-forming (gene MUC6). Gene Ontology annotation, molecular function: protein binding. The transcript has 49 exons. Gene Ontology annotation, cellular component: extracellular matrix. Bases 179 to 11215 code for a protein of 3678 amino acids. NCBI's taxonomy places the organism in Eukaryota, Metazoa, Chordata, Lepidosauria, Squamata, Viperidae. The record is from RefSeq and is a predicted model, not a curated record.
AGCCUGAUAAAGAGAAGAUCCUGUUUGGCGGCCAUUCCACUUUGUCCAGCUGUGGCCCUCUCAGGAAGAGCAUAGGAAGAAGGGAGGGACUUGCAUUGCUACAUAUAAAACAUCCAAGCUUGAAGAUCUGAAGCUAGAAAGUGGCAGCAGCAGACCUGCCAAUUUUCAGCCAACAGGGAUGGGGAGGGGGAAAGGACUCAUCUCCAUGAUUUGGGCAUUUCUGGUUCUCCUGUGCAACAUCGUGAACAGCUUAGAUCAGAGCCAUUUGGAACAAUCAGACGAUUUAUUUGAGAUCCAUUCAGAAGGGCAGAGAAAUCUAGAUGGACAUCACUCAGCUCUGGACAAGGGUUCUUGUUCCACCUGGAGCACUGGCCAUUUCUCAACCUUUGACAACUACCUGUAUGAUUUCUCGGGGACUUGUAAUUAUAUCUUUGCUACGGUCUGUGAUGAAACCUCUCCGGACUUCAACAUACAGUUCCGUCGUGGUCUGAACAAAAGAAUUGAAAGAAUCAUCAUUCAAACAGGUCCCAAUACUAUUAUCGUCGACAAAAGUGGCAUAUCAAUCAAGGAUUAUGGUAAAAUCCAAUUGCCAUUUACUGGAAAUGGAAUUCAGAUUGCACCGUUUGGGCACAAUAUCCGUUUAAUAUCCAAGCGGAAGGAAAUGGAACUUGCUGUUUUCUGGAACAAUGAUGACUAUCUCAUGGUUUUAAUUGAACAGAAAUAUAUGGCAAAGACUUGUGGACUGUGUGGAAAUUUUGAUGGGCAAGAGUUGAAUGAGUUUGUGAGUGAAGGUACUCUUCUGGAGCCAUAUAAAUAUGCAAGUUUAUAUAAAAUUGAUGAUCCUGCAGAGAUCUGUCCUUUUGAAGGGAUGAUGACUCCUAAUAUUCCUCAAAAGAAAUACGCCACACUUUGCUUCCAACUGUUACGCCUUGUGUCACCGUCUUGCAACAUUUCAAAAAAAGGGUUUGUUAUCCGUUGCCAGCUGGAUAUGCAAGUCUGUAGCAAUCCAGGACACAGCAACUGUACUUGUGCUACUCUUUCAGAAUACUCACGGCAGUGUUCCAUGUCUCAGCAAGGGGUGACCAAGUGGAGGACCAAUGAUUUCUGCUCUCUGGGAAGAUGUCCAAGUAAUCAACAGUAUAAAGAAUGUGGUUCUCCAUGUCUCAAGACUUGUUCCAAUCCUGAAUACAUUUGUUCCAGCUACUGUACAUAUGGCUGCUUCUGUCCAGAAGGCACUGUUUUGAAUGACAUUUCCCAAAAACAAACAUGCAUUCCUAUUGAAGAGUGUCCAUGCACAUGGAAGGGGAAGAUAUUUGCUCCUGGUGAUGUCAUUAAAGCAACUUGUAGAACCUGUAAAUGCACAAUGGGCCAAUGGACCUGUAUAGAACAACCAUGCCCUGGCACAUGUUCUUUGGAAGGAGGCUCCUUUGUCACCACUUUUGAUUCCAAACCGUACAGGUUCCAUGGUGUCUGCACCUAUAUCCUUUUGAAGAGUUCCAUGUUACCACACAAUGGAACUUUAAUGGCUGUAUACGAAAAGUCUGGUACGACCCCUACAGAGACAUCCUUGGCAGCUAUCAUUUAUAUCUCAGAAAAAGAGAAAAUUAAGAUUUCCAAGAAUGAAGUAUUCGGUGAUGAGAAUGAACUUAAAUGGUUACCUUAUACAUCAGGGGACAUCACCAUCUUCAGACAAUCAUCAACUCACAUCCAGAUGCACACUUCUUAUGGGCUGGAGAUAUUAAUUCACACUGAUACAGUACUUCAAAUUUACAUUAAAGUUGGACGCCAUUUCAGAGGCACAACCCGAGGAUUAUGUGGUAACUACAACGGAGAAACCACAGAUGAUUUUAUGACCAGCAUGGAUAUUACUGAAGGAACUGCCCCUCUUUUUGUGGAUUCUUGGAGAUCCGGGAACUGUCCCCCUGCUUCUGAGCGGGAUACAGAUCCUUGUUCUAUGAGUCAGCUGAACAAAAUAUCUGCAGAGACCCACUGUUCUGUUUUAAAAAUGAAUGCACUAUUUCAGAAAUGUCAUUCUGUGGUGAAUCCUGAUCCAUUUGUCAAGAGAUGUCAAUAUCAAGCUUGCAAUUAUGAGGAGACCUUUCCAUAUAUUUGUUCUGCUCUGGGGUCCUAUGCCCGUGAAUGUGCUUUAAAGGGAAUAUUUCUUUGGAACUGGCGCAAUAUAAUCGACAACUGCACUGUAUCUUGUAUUGGAAAUCAGACAUUCAGCUACAAUGCAGAAGCCUGUGACCGGACAUGCCUGUCCCUCUCCAGCAGAGAAAUUGAAUGUCAUCCCACUGACGUGCCUAUUGAUGGCUGCAAUUGUCCAAAAGGAACUUACCUGAACCACAAAAAUGAGUGUGUCCAGAAAUCUCAGUGUCCCUGCUACCUGAAAGGCAGACAGAUCAUUCUGGCAGAACAAUUCACGAUAAUUAAUGGAGUUACGUGCUACUGCAGUAAAGGAAAUCUGACUUGUAUGGGCCAACCAACAAACCUUUUAGAAAUCUGCAGCCCUCCAAAAAAGUUCAUUUCAUGUUCAGCCCCCUCAGGAAGCAAAUAUGGGGCUGCUUGUGCACCAACCUGUCAAAUGCUGGCCACUGGAACUGGCUGUAUUCCUACCAAAUGUGAAUCUGGAUGUGUCUGUGCACCUGGACUAUAUGAAAAUCUAGAUGGUACAUGUGUGCCACCUGAGGAGUGUCCUUGCGAAUAUAGUGGCAUUUCAUAUGAAAAAGGAGCUGAAAUUAACACUGGGUGUAAUACAUGUAUCUGCACAAGAGGAAAAUGGAAGUGCAUUCAGAAUUCCAAGUGCUCUUCUACAUGUAGUCUCUAUGGGGAAGGUCAUAUCACCUCCUUUGAUGGACAGAACUUCGCAUUUGAUGGCAACUGUGAAUACAUAUUAGCUAUGGAUGGCUGUGACAUGGCUAAAUCCUCCCAUACUUUUAAAAUAGUGACUGAAAAUGUUGUUUGUGGAAAUACUGGGGUCACAUGUUCCAGAGCAAUCAAGCUCUAUCUUGGGAAUCUGACGAUCGUCAUGGGAGAUAAAACAUUUACUGUUUAUGGUAGCAAUCCUCUGAUACAUUUCUUCAUAGAACAGAAUACACUCCAUUUGGUUAUUCAGAUCACAAUCCCUGGCAAAUACAAUAUGACCCUGAUCUGGAACAGGCACAUGAAUCUAUUCAUCAAGCUUUUCAGAGAAACAAAGGAUCACCUUUGUGGCUUAUGUGGUAAUUACAACGGCAACGUAAAAGAUGAUUUUGAAACACGGAGUAAAUAUCUAGCAUCCAACGAAUUUGUAUUUGUAAAUUCCUGGAAAGAAAAUCCUGUCUGUGGAGAUGUGUCCUUUGCAGCUGAUCCCUGUGCCAAAAACCCCUAUCGCAAAGCAUGGGCAGAGAAACAAUGCUCUAUUAUCAACAGUCCAGUAUUUGCCCCCUGUCACAAUAAGGUAUACCGGAUGUCUUACUAUGAAUCUUGUGUCCGAGACACAUGUGGAUGUGACAGUGGAGGAGAUUGUGAAUGUCUGUGUGAUAUCAUUGCAGUCUAUGCAAAAGCUUGCUUAGAUGCUGGGGUCUGCAUUGACUGGAGAACUCCUGAUUUCUGCCCUGUAUACUGUGACUACUUCAACACCCACAAAAAGAUCGGCAUGGAUUAUAGUUAUGUCAAUGAAAUAAAUUGCACUUGGCAUUAUCGUCCCUGUAAAUGUCCAAAUAUGUUACCAGUAACAGAAGUCAAUGUUGAAGGCUGUUACAACUGUUCACAUGAUGAGUACUAUGAUUCAAAACGGAAAGCCUGCGUACCCUGUGAACAGCCACCUACCACCACUCCAACAGCUAUAAUAGCCACCACAACCCCAUUGCACACUAUAAGUACACUGGAAACUACAGCAAGUUCAUCUCCUUCUACAAUAUCAAGCACUUUGAAGAUCACUUCCACUACCACAAUUCCCCAAACCAGCACCAUAGUGUCUACACAUUUUACUGCUUCCACAACAAGGAGAAGUAGCACACCAAAAACAACAGUAACAACUUCACUGUCAGUAACAACACGAACUACUGAAUCGACUGAAUCAGCAAAAACCAUCUCAUAUAAACCAAUAAUAACACCACUGACAAUUCACCCAGUAAGGCCAACUGUUCCAACAGAACCAUCAAUUCACAAUCAAACAACAACCACCAGUACAUUAACAUCACAAUUUACAAGUUCCACGCAUGAAAUGUCAUCAUCCAGUAUGCCCUCUUCUACUUCGAGGACGACUAAAUCAACUCAGACCACAACCACUACCAUGCCGCACACCACAACACAAACUUCUCCUGUCACCGUGCCCACCCCGACUUCCACCAAAUCCACACCAAGUAGCACAACCAUCCCAACCUCCACACAAAGCUCCACCACCCCCAUCACAAUGACUACCUCUAGAACCAGCCCACCUCUCCCCACAACGUCAACUGUCACUCCCACAACUUCCACUUCCACCAAAAGCCCUGCCACCACGCCUGCAAUUACCACUCCCACCACCUCAAUACCCAGCAGUACUCGAGUCUUCACCAGCCCCACAACCUCCCUAACCACUAGUACAGAGCCUCAUUCGACCUCAGUGAUGACACCAAUAAAGAGCACCAGUGCUUCCACACAUGAAAUAUCAUCAUCCAGUAUGACCUCUUCUACUUCGAGUACGACUAAAUCAACACAGACUGCAACCACUACCAUGCCACAAACCACAACACAAACUUCUACUAUUACCGUGCCCACAACUUCCACCAAAUCCACACCAACUAGCAUAACCACCCCAACAACCACAAUCUCCACCCAAAGCUCCACUGCCCCCAUUACAUUGACCACCUCUAGAACCAGCACACCUCUCUCUACAACAUCAACCGUCACUCCCACUAGGUCCACUUCCACCAGAAGCCCCACCACCACACCUACAACUAUCACUCCCACCACCUCAAUACCCAGCAGUACUCAUGUCUCAACCACCCCCACAACCUCCCUAACCACUACUACACAGCCUCCUUCGACCUCAACCAUGACACCAACAAAGAGCACCAGUGUUUCCACACAUGAAAUGACAUCAUCCAGUAUGCCCUCUUCUACUUCGACGAUGACUGAAUCAACUAAGACCGCAACCACUACCAUACCACAUACCACAACACAAACGUCUACUGUUACAAUGCCCACCCCGACUUCCACCAAAUCCACACCAAUUAGCACAACUACCCCAACAACCACAAUCUCCACCCAAAGCUCCACUACUGCCAUUACAUUGACCACUUCUAGAACCAGCCCACCUCGUUCUACAACAUCAACCGUCACUCCCACUACGUCAACUUCCACCAGAAGCCCCACCACCACGCCUACAACUAUCACUCCCACCACCUCAAUACCCAGCAGUACUCAUGUCUCAACCACCCCCAAAACCUCCCUAACCACUACUACAGAACCUCCUUCAACCUCAAUGACAACACCAACAAAAAGCACCAGUGUUUCCACACAUGAAAUGACAUCAUCCAGUAUGCCCUCUUCUACUUCGACGAUGACUGAAUCAACUAAGACCGCAACCACUACCAUACCACAUACCACAACACAAACGUCUACUGUUACAAUGCCCACCCCGACUUCCACCAAAUCCACACCAAUUAGCACAACUACCCCAACAACCACAAUCUCCACCCAAAGCUCCACUACUGCCAUUACAUUGACCACUUCUAGAACCAGCCCACCUCGUUCUACAACAUCAACCGUCACUCCCACUACGUCAACUUCCACCAGAAGCCCCACCACCACGCCUACAACUAUCACUCCCACCACCUCAAUACCCAGCAGUACUCAUGUCUCAACCACCCCCAAAACCUCCCUAACCACUACUACAGAACCUCCUUCAACCUCAAUGACAACACCAACAAAAAGCACCAGUGCUUCCACACAUGAAAUGACAUCAUCCAGUAUGCCCUCUUCUACUUCGAGGACAACUGAAUCAACUAAGACCGCAACCACUACCAUGCCACACACCACAACACAAACGUCUACUGUUACAAUGCCCACCCCGACUUCCACCAAAUCCACACCAAUUAGCACAACCACCCCAACAACCACAAUCUCCACCCAAAGCUCCACUACUCCCAUUACAUUGACCACUUCUAGAACCAGCCCACCUCGCUCUACAACAUCAACCGUCACUCUCACUACGUCAACUUCCACCAGAAGCCCCACCACCACACCUACAACUAUCACUCCCACCACCUCAAUACCCAGCAGUACUCUUGUCUCAACCACCCCCAAAACCUCCCUAACCACUACUACAGAACCUUCUUCAACCUCAAUGACAACACCAACAAAAAGCACCAGUGCUUCCACACAUGAAAUGACAUCAUCCAGUAUGCCCUCUUCUACUUCGAGGACAACUGAAUCAACUAAGACCGCAACCACUACCAUGCCACACACCACAACACAAACGUCUACUGUUACAAUGCCCACCCCGACUUCCACCAAAUCCACACCAAUUACCACAACCACCCCAACAACCACAAUCUCCACCCAAAGCUCCACUACUCCCAUUACAUUGACCACUUCUAGAACCAGCCCACCUCGCUCUACAACAUCAACCGUCACUCCCACUACGUCAACUUUCACCAGAAGCCCCACCACCACGCCUACAACUAUCACUCCCACCACCUCAAUACCCAGCAGUACUCUUGUCUCAACCACCCCCAAAACCUCCCUAACCACUACUACAGAACCUCCUUCAACCUCAAUCACAACACCAACAAAAAGCACCAGUGCUUCCACACAUGAAAUGACAUCAUCCAGUAUGCCCUCUUCUACUUUGAGGACGACUGAAUCAACUAAGACCGCAACCACUUCCAUACCCCACACCACAACACAAACGUCUACUGUUACCGUUCCCACCCCAACUUCCACCAAAUCCACACUAACCAGCACAACCACCCCAACAACCACAAUCUCCACCCAAAGCUCCACUACCCCCAUUACAUUGACCACUUCUAGAACCAGCCCACCUCUCUCUACAACAUCAACCGUCACUCCAACUACGUCCACUUCCACCAGAAGCCCCACCACCACACCUACAACUAUCACUCCCACCACCUCAAUACCCAGCAGUACUCAUGUCUCAACCACCCCCACAACCUCCCUAACCACUACUACACAGCCUCCUUCGACCUCAACCAUGACACCAACAAAGAGCACCAGUGCUUCCACGCAUGAAAUGUCAUCAUCUAGUAUGCCCUCUUCUACUUCGAGGAUGACGGAAUCAACUCAGACUGCAACCACUACCCUGCCACACACCACAACACAAACGUCUACUGUUACCGUUCCCACCCCAACUUCCACCAAAUCCACACUAACCAGCACAACCACCCCAACAACCACAAUUUCCACCCAAAGCUCCACUACCCCCAUUACAUUGACCACUUCUAGAACCAGCCCACCUCUCUCUACAACAUCAACCGUCACUCCAACUACGUCCACUUCCACCAGAAGCCCCACCACCACACCUACAACUAUCACUCCCACCACCUCAAUACCCAGCAGUACUCAUGUCUCAACCACCCCCACAACCUCCCUAACCACUACUACACAGCCUCCUUCGACCUCAACCAUGACACCAACAAAGAGCACCAGUGCUUCCACGCAUGAAAUGUCAUCAUCUAGUAUGCCUUCUUCUACUUCGAGGACGACUGAAUCAACUCAGACUGCAACCACUACCCUGCCACACACCACAACACAAACGUCUACUGUUACCGUUCCCACCCCAACUUCCACCAAAUCCACACUAACCAGCACAACCACCCCAACAACCACAAUUUCCACCCAAAGCUCCACUACCCCCAUUACAUUGACCACUUCUAGAACCAGCCCACCUCUCUCUACAACAUCAACCGUCACUCCAACUACGUCCACUUCCACCAGAAGCCCCACCACCACACCUACAACUAUCACUCCCACCACCUCAAUACCCAGCAGUACUCAUGUCUCAACCACCCCCACAACCUCCCUAACCACUACUACACAGCCUCCUUCGACCUCAACCAUGACACCAACAAAGAGCACCAGUGCUUCCACGCAUGAAAUGUCAUCAUCUAGUAUGCCCUCUUCUACUUCGAGGAUGACUGAAUCAACUCAGACUGCAACCACUACCCUGCCACACACCACAACACAAACGUCUACUGUUACCGUUCCCACCCCAACUUCCACCAAAUCCACACUAACCAGCACAACCACCCCAACAACCACAAUCUCCACCCAAAGCUCCACUACCCCCAUUACAUUGACCACUUCUAGAACCAGCCCACCUCUCUCUACAACAUCAACCGUCACUCCAACUACGUCCACUUCCACCAGAAGCCCCACCACCACACCUACAACUAUCACUCCCACCACCUCAAUACCCAGCAGUACUCAUGUCUCAACCACCCCCACAACCUCCCUAACCACUACUACACAGCCUCCUUCGACUUCAACCAUGACACCAACAAAGAGCACCAGUGCUUCCACGCAUGAAAUGUCAUCAUCUAGUAUGCCCUCUUCUACUUCGAGGAUGACUGAAUCAACUCAGACUGCAAACACUACCCUGCCACACACCACAACACAAACGUCUACUGUUACUGUUCCCACCCCCACUUCCACCAAAUCCACACUAACCAGCACAACCACCCCAACAACCACAAUCUCCACCCAAAGCUCCACUACCCCCAUUACAUUGACCACUUCUAGAACCAGCCCACCUCUCUCUACAACAUCAACCGUCACUCCAACUACGUCCACUUCCACCAGAAGCCCCACCACCACACCUACAACUAUCACUCCCACCACCUCAAUACCCAGCAGUACUCAUGUCUCAACCACCCCCCUAACCACUACUACACAGCCUCCUUCGACCUCAACCAUGACACCAACAAAGAGCACCAGUGCUUCCACGCAUGAAAUGUCAUCAUCUAGUAUGCCCUCUUCUACUUCGAGGAUGACUGAAUCAACUCAGACUGCAAACACUACCCUGCCACACACCACAACACAAACGUCUACUGUUACCGUUCCCACCCCAACUUCCACCAAAUCCACACUAACCAGCACAACCACCCCAACAACCACAAUCUCCACCCAAAGCUCCACUACCCCCAUUACAUUGACCACUUCUAGAACCAGCCCACCUCUCUCUACAACAUCAACCGUCACUCCAACUACGUCCACUUCCACCAGAAGCCCCACCACCACACCUACAACUAUCACUCCCACCACCUCAAUACCCAGCAGUACUCAUGUCUCAACCACCCCCACAACCUCCCUAACCACUACUACACAGCCUCCUUCGACCUCAACCAUGACACCAACAAAGAGCACCAGUGCUUCCACGCAUGAAAUGUCAUCAUCUAGUAUGCCCUCUUCUACUUCGAGGACAACUGAAUCAACUCAGACUGCAACCACUACCCUGCCACACACCACAACACAAACGUCUACUGUUACCGUUCCCACCCCAACUUCCACCAAAUCCACACUAACCAGCACAACCACCCCAGCAACCACAAUCUCCACCCAAAGCUCCACUACCCCCAUUACAUUGACCACUUCUAGAACCAGCCCAGCUCUCUCUACAACAUCAACCGUCACUCCAACUACGUCCACUUCCACCAGAAACCCCACCACCACACCUACAACUAUCACUCCCACCACCUCAAUACCCAGCAGUACUCAUGUCUCAACCACCCCCACAACCUCCCUAACCACUACUACACAGCCUCCUUCGACUUCAACCAUGACACCAACAAAGAGCACCAGUGCUUCCACGCAUGAAAUGUCAUCAUCUAGUAUGCCCUCUUCUACUUCGAGGACCACUGAAUCAACUCAGACUGCAACCACUACCUUGCCACACACCACAACCCAAACAUCUACUGUUACCGUUCCCACCCCGACUUCCACCAAAUCCACACUAACCAGCACAACCACCCCAACAACCACAAUCUCCACCCAAAGCUCCACUACCCCCAUUACAUUGACCACUUCUAGAACCAGCCCACCUCUCUCUACAACAUCAACCGUCACUCCAACUACGUCCACUUCCACCAGAAGCCCCACCACCCCACCUACAACUAUCACUCCCACCACCUCAAUACCCAGCAGUACUCAUGUCUCAACCACCCCCACAACCUCCCUAACCACUACUACACAGCCUCCUUCGACCUCAACCAUAACACCAACAAAGAGCACCAGUGCUUCCACACAUGAAAUGACAUCAUCCAGUAUGCCCUCUUCUACUUCAACGACGACUGAAUCAACUAAGACCGCAACCACUACCAUGCCACACACCACAACACAAACGUCUACUGUUACAGUGCCCACCCCGACUUCCACCAAAUCCACACCAACUAGAACAACCACCCCAACAACCACAAUCUCCACCCAAAGCUCCACUACUCCCAUUACAUUGACCACCUCUAGAACCACCCCACCUCUCUCUACAUCACCUCUCACAACCACUACGUCCACUUCCACCAGAAGCCCCACUACCACGCCUACAACUAUCACUCCCACCACCCCAAUACUCAGCAGUACUCUUGUCUCCACCAUCCCCACAACCUCUCUAACCACUACUACAGAGCCUCCUUCGACCUCAACCACAACACCAACAAAGAGCACCAGUGAGUCAACGUCAAUUAGCACAUCCUCUCUUACCACUACGAGACCAGUUAAUAUCUCCAGUUCAACGUCUCCUAGCACUACUUGGAAAAUAAGUCUAAGCACAUCCUUCAUCUCCACUGUGCCAACAAGUGCAACUUCUACUUUCUUCAGCACUCCAGUAACCACACCCACCAAGACCACUUUGACUACUAAGCCACCUACUGUCACUCUCACUUCUACUACUUUUUCUUCUACAAGUGCUCCUUACACUACUUCAAGAAGUAUUAGCGGCAGAUGUAGUCCUGUUGAAUAUGAAGAGCAAGUGAUUUAUGGGAGUUGUGUUGCAAAUAUUACUUUAACCCGCUGUGAAGGCACGUGUCCAUCAUCAACAAGGCAGAGGAAUGCAAGGAUAGAAAAACAAUGUGAGUGCUGCGUUCCAAAAACUUUCUACAAGAAAGAAAUAGAGUUGCCAUGCCCCAAUCCAAAUAACCCAAGUGAACCACUUUUUACACAUAUCCUUAUAUUUGGAGAAUGUGUAUGCAAAUUUGAAGGAUGUGUAACUAGCCAAAUUCACCAGGAUCAAACAUGAAGUAAUAUUUAAACCAUCAGUUGCUAUUUACAUUAUACCUAAAGUCUGGAAUUAGAGUCCCUUUGUUUAUAUCGAUUUGUCCAAACACUGAGAAGGCAGCUACUCUUUUAAGAGCAGUGCUGAUAACAAAUUAUGUUAAUUUAUUAUUUGGGAGAUAGCAAAAUGAAAUGAAUUUUUGCCUUAUAUAUAAGGCUUUCAUCAAAUUAAUGUCUACCUACUUAUGUAAAGUAAUUUGACUGUUUUAAUAAAGAUAUUAGCUGGC